Messenger RNA from Larimichthys crocea (large yellow croaker), 2483 nucleotides. RefSeq names its product oocyte zinc finger protein XlCOF22. NCBI's taxonomy places the organism in Eukaryota, Metazoa, Chordata, Actinopteri, Sciaenidae. Gene Ontology annotation, molecular function: DNA-binding transcription factor activity, RNA polymerase II-specific; RNA polymerase II cis-regulatory region sequence-specific DNA binding. Gene Ontology annotation, biological process: regulation of transcription by RNA polymerase II. The coding region runs from base 180 to 2459 and encodes 759 amino acids. The record is from RefSeq and is a predicted model, not a curated record. The transcript is spliced from 11 exons.
GGAUAUAUGGCGGCGCCCUUGUGUCUGUGGGUGCCUAGGACUCGUGCACGCGCACUCGCAACCGGAAGUGCCUGGCGCGCGCCCGUCACGUGGAGGCGGGGCCUCGAGCUGGAUGUAAACACAGCUAGCUGUUAGCUGCUAGCUGCUAGCUGCUGUGAGCUCACGCGGACAUCGUCAGGAUGGGCUCGGCCCCCCCCCUCUCCUCCCUGCGCCUCCUCGUCCCUCCCCUCCGCCUGCUCACGGCGGCGAUGUGGCAGGUGGCACGGCAGCAAAAUGUGGUGCAUUAUGGGAUGCUGGAGGACUUCGUUUCCAUGGUAACUGAGGCUGUGCCGCAGCUGCUGUCGGACCGACAGAGGAGCCUGCUGCUGCUGGCGCUGAGAGCCAAGGUGACCCUCUGUGAUGUCGACCCUCAGGCCGUCCACACACAGCUGGACAAAGUCCACUCUGUGUGCUCUCAGCAGUGUGAUGAAGAGGUGGAUGGAUGGUGUGCAGCUCUGCUGACUCUGACCGAUAAACUAACAGAGAGUCCAGCAGACAGACAGCGCCUCCUGCAGGAGGUCUUCAACCAGAGUUUUGACUCCGCUCUGCAGUCCCUCAUAUCGGACUUCCUGUCCAGGAUGGAGCAGCUGUUCCCCGUGCCCGACUUCAGACAGGCUGCUUCUUGGCUUGAUGCUGCCCCUGGUGGUCUGGAGGACUGUCUGCAGGAAGCGGACAGGGAGGAUCUGAAGGAACUACUGACCAAUCAGAGCUGUCUGCUGGGGCGAGCGACCUCCACAGUGGGUCAUGACUCGGAGAAGAUCCUCCUCUCAGCCUGGUCCCACCCCCUCUUCACCAAACUGACCAAUCCUGACCCUCCUCCCUCCGAGACAGAGGUCCAAUCAGAUCCUCUCUGUGCUGUGGAUCACCCCGCCCAGCUGGACGUGGAGCUGAUUAAGGUGGAGGUGGUGGUGAUGACGGAGGACGAGCAGGACGAGGUAGAGGAGACUGUGAUUGGUCAGACCGCGUCGCCAGUGGAGCACGAGGCGUCCAAUGAGAGUUCAGCGUUGGGUGAUGACGACUGUGCCGUGACACCUGUGACUCAGGAAGUGGACAGGUUGAAGGACUCACCUGGAAACUUUGCUGACCAAUCAGGAGACACAGUGGACCAAUCAGAUCAGUCCUGCUCUGAGGUCACAGCCAACGCCCUGUUCAGCAUUUCCCAUAAUUCCCAGCGGGUGGCUCACAAGUGUCCUCAGUGUGGCAAGUGUUUCAUCUACCGCUCUCAGGUCAUCCGUCACCUGCGGACCAACAAGUCCUGCGGGUCGGCCAUCGCCACCUCCGGCGCCGUGAACCUUCAGAUUCAACCUGAUGGUCACGAGGAAGAGCCCCGCCCUCCAGAGCCCCGCCUCCCAGAGCCCCGCCCCUCCAGGAGCCACUCCUGCUUCCAGUGCAACGCCAUCUUCAGAUCCAAAGCCGAGCUGCUGGCGCACCAGCGCAGCCACCGGGCCCGCCCCGUCUACCAUUGUGGCCAGUGUGACAAGGAGUUCCACCACCUGUCCAGCCUGACCAAUCACAAGCAGACCCACCUGGACAAAGGCAUGUUCAGCUGCAGCAGGUGUGAUAAGGUGUUUGAGUCUGCCAAGGAGAGAGACGCCCACCGGCUGCAGCACCGGCUGCCGGACCUCACCUGUACGGUGUGUGACCAGACGUUCAGCUCUCAGACUCAGCUGCUGCGACACCUGCAGGUCCACUCUGUGGAGGGAGCUGAUCCCUGCUACAACUGCCGCUUCUGUGACCAGACCUUCUCAGGAGUGACGCAGCUGCGUAUCCACCAGCGCACACACACUUUCCGCUCGUACCAGUGUGACCAGUGCAGCAAGACGUACGGCUCGCUGACCGGCCUCCAUUCGCACCAGGCGAGCCACACCACAGAGAGCCGCUUCCUGUGUCCACAGUGCGGCAAGCGCUUCAAGACCCGCGAUGGGUUGGAGGGCCACCUGAGGACGCACACCGGGGAGCGGCCCUACCGCUGCCCCUACUGCCCCAAAGACUUCACCGCGCUCGCUGGCCUCAACGUGCACGUGCGGCGGCACACCGGGGAGCGCCCGUACGUGUGCACGGUGUGCGGUAAGGGCUGGCCGUCGGGAGGAGAUCUGCAGAAACACAUGAGGACUCACACGGGUGAACGGCCGUACGUCUGCCAGGACUGUGGCAAGGCCUUCUCCAUCUCCUGUCACCUGACCGAGCACCGGAGGAUUCACACAGGAGAGAAGCCCUUCUCGUGUCCGGAAUGUGGUAAAUGUUUACGGAGGAAGUUUGACCUGAAGAAACACAUGUUGUCUCACAGCAGCGUUCGUCCGUACGCCUGCGUCUACUGCCCAAAGAGCUACACCCGCAAAACUCACCUGAACAGACACCUACAGAAGCACAGGACUGCCGACAGCGAGGUGGUGGUGGAGGAGGUCGCCGACGAGGCCUGAAGAGUCCGCUUGAUCUUUGCAUGU